AUUUUUGUAAGGACCAAGCCAACCAUCUACAGGCCUUGAAAGGCAUCAUUUCCAAGUAUGAAGCAGAGAAGGAAAGGCUCUGCACACGAUAUGAACAACUGAGAAAGAAAGAAAGGACUCUGAUAUCUGAGCAUGAGAAAGCUUGUACUGAUAAAAUUGCUAAACUGGAAGAGUCCUUGAAAAAGAAGAAGCAGAACUUUAGCGUUCUGAGAAAGACUCUUGGCUCGUUUCUGGAGAGUACCUCAGACAAGGACAUCCCGGUUGAUGAUUGA
This is a messenger RNA of Prunus avium (sweet cherry), 272 nucleotides long. Lineage: Eukaryota; Viridiplantae; Streptophyta; Magnoliopsida; Rosales; Rosaceae. The record is from RefSeq and is a predicted model, not a curated record.